Molecule: messenger RNA, 906 nt
Organism: Mercurialis annua (annual mercury)
Lineage: Eukaryota; Viridiplantae; Streptophyta; Magnoliopsida; Malpighiales; Euphorbiaceae
Exons: 1
Coding region: 1-906 (301 amino acids)
Source: RefSeq, a predicted model, not a curated record
AUGUCGGAUUCCGGCUACAAAAUCAUGUCAAUUGUUCUUAAGAACAAUUUCCCGACCAUUUACGGCAACAAAAACAACACUCCAAUUACUAUAUUUGUUCCUCAGGAUGAAGCUAUCAGAAUUGAAGAUCUGACCAAAUUUGAUUACCAGGUCGUCAUGUCCAAGGUCGAUAAAGAAUCUUUUGAUUCCGGCUCCCUUUCGGACGAUUCGAAACUGACUACAUGCGAUCGUGGAAAAUUUGUCCUUCUAAUUACUGAAGUACCGAAGACGGGUUAUCCUUCGAUAAAUGGCAUCAGGAUCACAGAUUGGAAUAUCUACAACGAUGGGAAUAUUCUUGUUCACGGAGUUGAAGAUUUUUUUUAUUAUAAGGAUUCAAGAGAUACGAAAUCUCGACGUACAAAUCCUCCGGAAAAUUUUGAAAGUUUUUACCCAAAAGGUAAAAAAUUUGUCAUUGUAGAUGUCGAUAAUAUUGCGAAAGCUGUUUGGAACGCGGGGUAUAAGGCGAUGGCGAUGAUAAUCGAAUUUCAGCUUACGGAGAUUAUUCCGUACGGUCACAUCAAGAAAUUUAAUCGCGGAGACGGUGAUCCAAACCAGCUAUUUGUAUUCAAUAAUAAUACCAUUACUGUAUUUGCUCCUCCUGACGAAGCUAUUCGUACAGAUGAUUGGAUCAAACUCGAGUAUCAGGUCGUUACGUCUAGAGUUGAUAAGGAGUCGUUUGAUUCAGGAUCAAUUUCGGAGGGUUCUUUUUUGAAUACCUCUCAUUGUUAUGGGGAUAAAAUUCAAGUUAGUGAAGUACCCAAAGGGACUGAUUAUCCUUCAAUUAAUAAUGUCAAGAUCAAAGAGUGGGAUAUUUACAAUGAUGGGCAUGUUCUUGUUCAUGGAGUUGAAGAUUUUUUUUCAUUAUAG